Effrenium voratum is the source of this 339-nucleotide messenger RNA. NCBI's taxonomy places the organism in Eukaryota, Dinophyceae, Suessiales, Symbiodiniaceae. The record is from the annotation of a GenBank genome assembly.
AUGGUGGCCGAGCAGAAGGACGCCGCAGCCUUUAAGUUGGUGCGGUUCAUGAAGACACGGCUGCAGAGCGGCUUGCCGGGCCAGGCUGCCACGACUCACACACCGCCACCCCCUUUGCCGGCGAAUCUGGACGAGGCAGGGGUGACCACCAGCGAGACAAUCCUCGCGUUGCCUCGGGGCGAUCAUACGCGGCCUUCCCCGUUGCUGGACCGCUUGACGCAUGUCUAUCAGGGGGAUGGCUUGCUGCCUCGCAUCAGGCAGUGCAGAGGCCCGCCAGGCACCAAGAAGCAGAAGUAUGUCAAGACGGUGAAGGCCAGGUGGAUGCAAAUCAAAGAUUGA